This is a messenger RNA of Boeremia exigua, 2241 nucleotides long. Its product is annotated as POT family-domain-containing protein. Gene Ontology annotation, cellular component: membrane. NCBI's taxonomy places the organism in Eukaryota, Fungi, Ascomycota, Dothideomycetes, Pleosporales, Didymellaceae. The transcript is spliced from 2 exons. Gene Ontology annotation, molecular function: dipeptide transmembrane transporter activity. Gene Ontology annotation, biological process: oligopeptide transport; transmembrane transport. The record is from RefSeq and is a predicted model, not a curated record. Bases 124 to 1989 code for a protein of 621 amino acids.
UAGGGUUUGGUUCAGCAGCAGCUCGUCCCUUCUUCAGCUUGCCCAGCCAAUCACUUUCCUCGGGUGAUACCACAGAGUGAACCUCUCGAGUGUCAACGUCAACGCUUGAAGAACUUCUCCAACAUGGCUGCCGCCGCCGGACCCAACCAGGUCGACAUGGCCAUGAGCCACGAUCCCAAGGUUGCUACGCCUUUGUACGAGGUGAACGAGAAGCAGGCAUUCGCUGCUGAGAAGCGUGGGUCGUCGGCUACCAGCCACGAUCUGGCUGCCCCUCCUGUUGAGUUCGAGGCCGAUCUCAUCGGCGAGACACCGACCGAGGAGGAGCUGAGGACACUGCGUCGUGUCUCUGGCAAGAUCCCGUGGCAGAUCUUCACCAUCGCGUUCGUCGAGCUGUGCGAGCGUUUCGGUUACUACGGUUGCCAGGUGCUGUACACCAACUUCGUCCAGCAGGACCUGCCCAUCAUUGAUGGUGUUGUCCAGACCACUGGCAAGGAUCCUCGUUCCAACGGUCAGCCCGGUGGUCUCGGUAUGGGCCAGCGUGCCUCGUUCGGUAUUGGUACCUUCAACUCCUUCUGGGCUUACACAACCCCCAUCAUCGGUGCCAUCAUCGCCGACGAGUACCUCGGUCGCUUCAACACCAUCUUCAUUGCCAUUGCCUUCUCCAUCAUCGGUCACAUCCUGCUCAUCGUCUCGGCUAUUCCCAGUGUCCUCACCAGCGGCAAUGCUAUCGCUCCAUUCAUCCUUGGUGUGAUCGUUCUUGGAUUCGGAACUGGUGCUUUCAAGGCCAACAUCUCGCCUCUCAUCGCUGAGCAGUACAAGCAGACCAAGCCUCGUGUGAUCAUCGACGAGAAGACUGGCGAGCGAGUUAUCUCGGACCCCAACAUUACCAUCUCGCGUAUCUUCUUGUACUUCUACAUGUUCAUCAACAUCGGUUCCCUGACUGGUCAGAUCUCCAUGGUCUACGUUGAGAAGUAUGUCGGUUUCUGGUGCGCGUGGCUUCUGCCUACAAUCAUGUUCUGCGGUUGCCCCAUCGUCCUCUGGGUGUGCCGCAAUAAGUACCACAGGAGCCCCCCUACCGGCUCCGUGCUCAUUCGCGCCUUCAAGCUUCUUAGUCUCGCUACAAAGGGCAAGUGGUCCGCCAACCCUGUUGCCACGCGCAAGGCUUUCAAGAGCGACCGCUUCUGGGAGGAUGUCAAGCCCAGCCACCUCGGUGACAGCAAGCCCAGCUGGAUGCAGUUCGAUGACGCCUGGGUCGACCAGGUUGCUCGUGGUCUGCGCGCUUGCUCAUGCUUCACCUGGAUUCCCCUCUACUGGCUGUCAUACAACCAGAUGAACAACAACCUGACUUCGCAAGCCGCCACCAUGACCCGUAACGGAGUCCCCAACGAUAUCAUCACCAACCUCAACCCCAUCUCUCUGGUCAUCUUCAUUCCCCUUGUCGAUAAAUUCCUGUACCCUGGUCUUCGCAAGGCUGGCAUCCGCUUCACACCCAUCAAGCGUAUUGCGUUUGGUUUCCUGCUUGCCUCGUUGGCCAUGGUGUCUGCGACCGUGAUCCAGUACUACGUCUACAAGACCGGCCCCUGCGGCAAGUACGCCAACACCUGCGACGAGGAGCUUGGCCCUGCGCCUAUCAACGUGUGGACACAGGCCGUGCCGUACGUGCUCGUCGGUUUCUCCGAGAUCUUCACCUCAAUCACUGGUCUUGAGUUUGCUUUCACCAAGGCGCCCAAGAACAUGCGUUCCCUCGUUACUUCCUACUGGCACUUCAUGUCUGCGUUCUCCAACGCCAUCGGCCAGGCUCUUGUCAGUCUGUCCGAGGACCCGCUGCUGGUAUGGAACUACGGUGUCGUCGCUAUCUUGGCUCUGCUCGGUGGAAUCUUGUUCUGGUUCCACCAGCGCUCCACUGAUGCCCAGGAGGAUGCCCUCAACAUGUUGCCCGACUCCAACUACGUUGGCAAGGAGACUGCUGAGAACGACCGCGCCGCAUAAACGCGCGAGUUGCCUUCAAAAUUGCGUCGGAAGGGGAGGACGGAUAUGAUUUGUAAUGCUGUGAAUGCGUCAUGCUGGGUAUGGAGAAGAUUUCGAUGAUACCUAUUUAUUUUGGUAGUUGGCUAUUUAAUGCACGAGCCGAUACUCUCGCUUCAUCAAUACCUUGCCUCUUGCUGUGCUUCUGUAUGCUGAUCGUGUGCGAACGUCGCAGGCUCACAAGCCACCCUCCGCCAGCCUAUCGCGAUUGUUAUG